AUGAGCAGAGCCAGCGCGUGGCCCUCGCAUACUGUCGCGCGCGCCCACUGCGGCGCGGGCGGGCGGGCAGUGCGCGAAAGCACGCGCGCGCGCGGCUUGCGCAUGCGCCGUCGCCAUCGAUCUCAGCGCCGCCGCCGCCGCCGCCGCCGCAGGAGUCGAUACGCCGCCCGCCCGGCCGCGCGCUCGCCCGCUCGCCCGCCGGCUGGUUCAGUCAGUCGCCUUCCGACACGCGCUCGCUCCGCACCCGUGCCCGCCGCCGCGCUCGCCGCCCAGCGCUCUGUGAUCGCCCGCCCGCCGGCCCGACGCCGCUCGCAUCGCCCUCCGCCCGCGCGCAGCCCUCCGCCCCCGCAGCGAUGCCCGCACGGCAGCAAUGUAUUUGAAGUGUUUGCGCAGAGGUUACGACCUCGUGACCUGUCUCCUCUGCAUGCCAGCCUGUCCGGGGGUUUUCCGUCCGUUCGUGGCAGCGCGCGCGGCCGCCGGGCUUUGAUCUCGGUGCAGGCGGUGGGCGCGGGCGGACACGCGGACUUGGGCUGCACCACGCCCGACGCGUGGCGCGGGCAGCCAAAACUUCUAGUAGACGCCUUUCUAUUGAUUGACCUGUCUGAAAACAACACAUCCGCCACUAGUGAAGAUUGCCCACGGAAGGUUGAAGGAAAAGAAUACUGGACUGAUAAAGAUAAGAAUAGAUUAGAGAUAGAUAAGCAGAUAAAAGAUAAAGAUGAUGUUGACAUAACAAAGAAUUUCAACGAUGUAUUGAAUGUCAACUUAGUAAGUCUUAACGGGAAUGUUCUUGGUUCGAGUCCCGAGCGUGGUUGGUGGACUCCAGCAAAAAAGUUGGGUCGAAGCCAGGGACCUAACUAG
Molecule: messenger RNA, 861 nt
Organism: Gryllus bimaculatus (two-spotted cricket)
Lineage: Eukaryota; Metazoa; Arthropoda; Insecta; Orthoptera; Gryllidae
Source: the annotation of a GenBank genome assembly